AUGGUCACACAAUUGGAAAAUGGUGAAAUUUCUUCAGGAAGAGGGUUGCAUCAAGAGACAAGUCUUGUAAGACCUGGAGACACAAGAUGGGGUUCUCAUUAUCAAACGAUACUUCGUAUAUUAUUAAUGUGGUCUUCAGUAAUGGAAGUGCAUGGAAAUGUGCAUGAUGAUGCGACUGGUUCAAAGGAAAAAGGUGCAGCUUUGGAUUUACUUGACCGAAUGGAAAAUUUUGAAUUCUUCCAAUCAUUUAGGGAGGAUGGAUGGAAUGAUCUUUUUGAUGAGAUUGACAAGUUUUGUGUUAAAAAUUCUAUCGAUGUACCUAAUUUGGAAGAUAGUUUACCGAAUCGUUGGCGGUUAGAACGUGAAGGUCAAACUAUAACAUAUUCUCGUCAUUUCCGUGUGGAAAUAUUUUUUGAGGUUAUUGAUGUGAUUGUGCAAGAGAUGAAUGACCGUUUCUCUAAAGGAAAUCUAGAGUUGCUUUCUUGCUUAACCUGUCUUGAUCCACGACAAUCGUUUCCUAGAUUUGAUGCCUUGAAAUUGCAUCGUCUUGCCGAGCUUUAUCCAGAAGAUUUUUCUACAUUUGAUUUGAUUCUGUUGAGUGAUCAAUUGGAGAUAUACAUACAUGAUGUGAGAUUGACGACGAGCCCAUUUUACAACGCUUGCAAGGUUUGCAAACGCGAAGAAUACAAUUGCCUUCCCGCUAUUGACUAA
Molecule: messenger RNA, 711 nt
Organism: Mercurialis annua (annual mercury)
Lineage: Eukaryota; Viridiplantae; Streptophyta; Magnoliopsida; Malpighiales; Euphorbiaceae
Exons: 4
Coding region: 1-711 (236 amino acids)
Source: RefSeq, a predicted model, not a curated record